This is a messenger RNA of Coniosporium apollinis CBS 100218, 1890 nucleotides long. RefSeq lists its product as uncharacterized. Lineage: Eukaryota; Fungi; Ascomycota; Dothideomycetes. Bases 1 to 1890 code for a protein of 629 amino acids. The record is from RefSeq and is a predicted model, not a curated record. The transcript is spliced from 2 exons.
AUGGCUUCCGAACAGACCGUCGAGAUCUCCUACACCCACCCCGAGACCCAGCCACCAGUCUACGUAGCCGCCUCGCUGACCUCCCCGCCAUGGGAGCCGUACGAGAUGGACAUUGACGAUAAGAAGACCGACGCCGGCGACCUCAUCUUCCGGAAGCAGUUCGAGCAUGUCAAGGAGGGCGAAUAUCAGUACAAGUUCCGCCUAGGGCCGGGGGAUUGGUGGGUGCUGGACGAAACGGCAUCAGUCGUUACCGAUGAUGCAGGUUUCCGAAACAAUCUGCUAGUCGUAAAGGCACCGACUCCCGCGCUCUCAGCACCCAGCGAGCCCGAAAAGACCGUACAGCCCACAUCCGAGCUACCCAAAGCUCCGCCUGCACCAAUGUCUACCGAAGAUCUGGAAACCCAUAUAGCAGAUCAAGCCACCGAGGCGGCGAUGUUCCUACAGGAGCCUAAGACCGAGCACACACAGACACAGCCCCAGAAACAGGUAGAAGAAACCCCCGCGGCAUCCCAAGAAUCGGUCCCCAUACCUUUCACCGUAGUGGAGAAAGUCCCAGACCAACCUCAGCCCGAAUACGGCGACAUCGAGGCCGAGUCCCUACACGAGAAGAAGGACCAGCGCUCAGCUGAUGCCGAGCCGGACGCAGUUCAUGAGCUUCCAGGGGACAAUGCGGAGACCGAGCAGAGCGCACCCGAGUCCGACGCGCCCCCUGCCAUCCCAACACUCAUCGUCGAGAAGACAGACGACGAGCCUCGCCAUGGCGACGACAUGGGCCCCGACGCAACAGCUGGCCAGAAAGAAGCGCAUGAGAAGCGGUUGGCAGACGCCGAACCUGACGCGGUCGUCAUCACGCCGGACCCGGAGGACCAAACAGACACAGACGAGGACGACGUUCCUGAAUGCGAGCGCUCUCCAAUGUUCCGCCACGAGUCCUUCCGGGACGAAGACCACGUCGAAGACUCCGACGAUGACGGCGACAUGUCCGAGCUCGAACGCGUCCCAACCUUCAAGCACGAAACUUUUGAAGACUCCGAAGACGAGGCCACAAGCCCGUAUCCAGACGCACCAGUCACGUCGGGCCCGACGCCUCUCUUCGCUUUCGAGCGCUCGACCAGCAACCACGACCUCGCUAUCAUGAACUCCCAUGACGAGGACGACGAGGAGGUCGACCUCAACGAUCCCUCGCUAGAGAAAUUCCCGACAGAUCGCGCGGAGAUAUACAGACAUAUCGCACGCACGGAGUCCCGACUACAGGAAGACGAGCCCGCCGAGCCGACUUCGCGACCUUCGUCGAGGCCCUCCUCCCCGCUCGAGACGAGGCAUUCCUUCAACUCGGCGGCCAUUUCUGUCGAGUCGAGCUCGCCGCUCGGGGCCGUUCCGGAAGCCGACGAACUGGAACUCGAGGAGGAAGAUCUGCCCUCCCCGGCACUCGCGAGAGACCAGCAGCAUAGCACGGAAAGUGCGGAAAGUGGGGAGAGCGCACCGGGGCAGUCGGAUGGCUCCCAUGACGUCCCCACCCCCGCUGCCGACAAUGCGGCACCGUUGACGCCGCCGAUGACGCCGAAGGGCUUCCUGCUGGAUGAGACGAAGCCUGCCGCGUUGACGGAGAGACGGGCUAACGAGUCGUCUGCCAAAUCGGCCACCGCAGAGCCCGAGGGGCUCCGCAGGCGGAAAGGUGACGAGGACAAGGGCGCUGAGGUUGCGGAGAGGGAGGUGGAGAGGGCUUCGUCUUCAGAGACGGAGAGAGAAGGGGAGACGGAAAGGGAGAGACAGCCAGCUCAUGAGAGCGUCGGGUUUUUGGCUGCAAUCUGGCGCGCCAUCUUCGGCAGCUUGAGGAGGUGGUUUGAGGGUUUGUUUGGGACGAGGAGGGCGGUUGGGGCUACUGCGUAA